Ilex paraguariensis (yerba mate) is the source of this 762-nucleotide messenger RNA. NCBI's taxonomy places the organism in Eukaryota, Viridiplantae, Streptophyta, Magnoliopsida, Aquifoliales, Aquifoliaceae. The record is from the annotation of a GenBank genome assembly.
AUGCAGGAAGGGUGGUGUGAUAUCGCAGGAUCAGUUGAAGAAAUUCAAGCCAAGUUGUUAAAAAGACAGGAGGCAGCAGCCAAACGCGAGAGAGCCAUGGCAUAUGCUUUGGCUCACCAGUGGCAGGCAGGAUCAAGACAGCAGGCAGCUCCCAGUGGGUUCGAACCAGAUAAAAGCAACUGGGGCUGGAACUGGUUGGAGAGAUGGAUGGCUGUCCGUCCAUGGGAAAACCGUUUUCUUGACAUUAAUCUUAGAGAUGGAGUAAUGCUUCGUGAGAAUGGAUCAGCAGAUGGAAAGAAUGGUACUCCGACUCAGUUAAAGCCCGCUGGCAAGAAACUCAUUUCUUCAAACCUUUACUCAAACCUUCCGAAUGAGAAAAUGGGUCCAUCUCAUUCAGAUGGCUGUGCCUCUUCUCCCAGCAAGUCCACAAGCAUACAAGAAGCAUCUGCCACAAUGUCUACCAAGCCAAAGUCCAAGCCAGUUCUUGAAGAUUUGGUCGAAGAAGCUACCUCCACCCCUGGUGUAGGUUCAAGAUCCCACAGUAAUCCCAAAGAGAGGGCAACAAUUUCAGAUAAGCAAGGAAAGAAGCGAUUUUCUCUUCCUAGUAGCGGACAAGGUCUUGGGCCUCAAACAGCCAGGCAACCUGGUAGAACUACUGUCAAAAAGUCACCUGGCGCACAGAAGCCCUUAAAGGAUAAAUCGAAGCUAAAUGGAACCGACCUAAAUGCUACAAAAUCUCUUCCGCAGGUUGUUGAUCAUUAG